Messenger RNA from Moneuplotes crassus, 3864 nucleotides. The record is from the annotation of a GenBank genome assembly. Lineage: Eukaryota; Ciliophora; Spirotrichea; Euplotida; Euplotidae.
AUGGACAGUAAUACUGACUCAGACCAAGAGUUCGUCGAAGAUGAACACAGGUCUAUUAGGCUAAACCCAGAUACCCUCUCUUCAGACCUCAGCUCGCCUAGCAAGGCCAGUUCCAAAAAUGGGAAAGUGGAUACUCCUAAAGAAAAUAGUGACAAGAAAGUAAUUUACCUUAAAGAAGCGAAUUCAUCCCAAUUUCUUAAAGUUCUGGAUGAGCCAAACCCUCUGAGCUUUAUUAACAAGAAGCCUAGAGGGUCCAUGAAAAAUGAGACUGUCAACAAACAGUCCAUGAUGGUUGACCGGAUGGAUUCUAUCAAGUCUAUGAAGCAGAAAAUGUACAUGGACCCUUUUAUGAGAACCAACCAGGCUCUUCUCAAACGUCUGGACAGUAUCUCCACCCUGUUUAAUAAGGAUGGAGGAGGUCCGAGCUCUAAGAAAGGUGCCCAGGAAAAUAACUUUUACUGCACCAAUUUCCCUAGUCGCGUGAGUCAAACUUCCAACAGAUUUGGUGUAAGAGAUACCCCUAUGUUCAGAGCUGAAGGCAUAUCUGAAAAUGAUGUCACAGAUUUUGACAAAAGAAUGUCUUCUACUAUUAGUGGAUGGGAUAACAACCGAGGUAGCUCUAUAAUCUCAGGGAAUCCUUCCCAGAAAAAGAUUUCAGAUACCCUCAAAGGAGUCAUGAAUAUCAAAGACCAAAUGAACAAGUCAGAAGUUUCAGUGAUCAGUGUUAAUGAGAUCCUUGAUUUUGAUGAUUAUGUUCCGUUCAAGCCUGAAAAUCAUCUUGAAAAGAUUGAUGAGGAGAAACAACAAAUUCUUGAUAAAGAUCAAGAAGAAAGAAAGUCGACCCUCAUGAAAUAAUCAACCAUACAGUUUUCAAGAGGCUCGGAUGAGCGAAGAAGAAUCAUAUACAAGUCGAAGUGAAUCAAUGAGUGAGACUAGCGAGUCUGAUAAUGAAAGUGAAUACGUAGAUCAUCUCAAAGUUGAGCCGAAUAUUAGACUAAAAAGAGCAUCAACUUUUAAUUCAGCACAAGUGCAUCAAAAGAUGCUAAAAUUUCAAACAAAAUUAUCAUCCCAGUACAACCGGCAAGGCACUAAUAAUUCAGAGUUGACAAUGGGUAAUUAUUCUCAAAAGGGAAGAAUCUUGACGUCCAUUGGUGCUAGCAAGGAUGGGAAUGAUCUAGACACCUUGAUCCAGCCAGGUGCACUCAAGUCCAAAUUAAAAUAAAAAGAUGAGCAUGAGUUUCUCUAAGGGGAGACUCAAGAGUAAAAAGACAUUUCAAUACAGGUCCUCCUCCUCUUCUAAAUCAAAGAUUAUGUCUAUUAGAAGCUAUAAUAGAAAGAAAUUUGUGAAGUUGAUACCACCAGCUCCAGCAAAGAAGGCGACUAACUACACCUUGUUCACCUCGAAGGCACUUCGAAAAGUAGGUACAACCACUACAAAGGACCUCAUAAUUGCCCUCAACCAGAUGGGGUUCGAAGAUGAAAAGGUUGAGAAGACAAUCUACUAUGGCGAAGUUAAGACCAUUGAAGAAGCUAUGUACUACCUCGUCCCUGACCAAGCUAAAGCAUGGGAGCACAAAUUUGUCCCAGAGGCAUACUGCAAAUCCCAAGAUUGGUGCCUCUUCUGCAAACGGCAACAAAAGAAAAUGAAGAAGACCAACAGCAAGAAUGGCAAUACUAGUGAGAAAUAGCCGCCAGAAUACACCUGAUAGCAAAAGCAGAGAUAUUGAAAAUUGUAGCUUGAAAUCUGCCGAACAGAAACAAGUGAUCCAUAUGAUGGACAAAAUCAUUGUCAAUAACCGCCAGUUUGUCCAGCGGAAGUUUAGAAAUAAGCUCUCUGAGACAAUCCAAACAGUUAGUCAUCCAGGAAUGAAUGCUUUCAGGAUUGGCCAGAGAUCUUUCAAAAAUUAUGGAGAAGAAACACCUAAUGCUCUGCUUGAAAACCAAGAGGUUACAGAAAUGAAUAUUCAAGAAGAAAUUGGGGAUAAAAACUCUAACCUUGGAUUUGAUAUUUCUCAGAAUGAUGAUAUAUCUGAGUCCCAUGAGUUCCAGAUUUCCAAAGAAGGGGCAAAGAAGUCUGAUAGUAACAAUAAGAAUCGAGAAAGUAGCCCUAAAAGUAUUGCUUCAGAGCCUAUGAAUAAGAGACUCUCUAUUUCGAUCAAAAAUGAAGAGGAUCAUCUGAUUAACAAUGAUUCUAAAUAAUGAAAAUAUUCCAGUAAAGAGACUUACAAAGAGUAAAACAGGGAUUAUCGAAAGGGAGUCGCCGAAACAUAGAUUCCCUUCGGCGACAUCCUCCUAUCGUUAUGGUGAUACUUACUUAAAAGCUGGUGAGCAUGAGGAGUUUUGUGGGAUCUGAAACCAAUCAUUCGAGAACCACUCCUCUGACUUCAACAUUGAGUUGAUGUAUCUUCAGAACAAAUAUGGAGAGAUGCUGAAUCAAGUAACUCAGCUUGAUACAGUUAGCAGGCCUUUCACUGCUAACUCAAUGUAUAGUGCUUUGUCUCGGAAACCUUCUAGAAGACAGAGCAAGCUUGAGAAAGUUAGUAUUCCAACAAUAACAGUGAUUCCAGAGAAAAAGACGAUCAAUUUCAGGGGGUCUCCUCAGGUCCAAGCAGGGUCUACAUGGAAUGUUCCCUCUGGAAUGAAAAGAUCCUUCCUUAGCUCAAAUGCAGACUCUGAUGUAUCUGCUAGAUUUGAAAUGAUCAGAAUUGAGCAUAGCAAGGCUAGAUCUAAUUGUCUAAAUUAUUUGUACUCACAUGGAAUCAUUGACAACUCUGAAGUUCAGAGAAGGCCAAGCCAGUUCCAUCAGAAUUGCCCAAUCUGACUAGAAUAUUGUAAAAAUUCUUUUGAACUUUCAGGGUGAGGACACCACUUCUGAAAGCUAUGUCUAAGAGGUCAUAUAGAGAUGAAGAUUAUAAACUCGCUUGUCCUUGAUAUUGACUGUCCAGUUCCUGACUGUAAAGAAACAAUUGAAAUGAAUGUGAUGAUCCAAGUCAGCACAAAAGAAACUAUAGAGAAAUACAAUGAGUACUCGAAUAAUCUAUCUUUCCAAGAAGAUAAGCACUUUAUCCACUGCAUGAACUGCUCAAAGUUGUUUUCUUACGACCCACAGGACUUCUUGGCACAUUGUCCCAGAUGUAGCUUAGAGAUCUGAAUCGAGUGCAUGGUACCAUAUCAUGUAGACGAAUCAUGCCAUGAUUUUGGAGAGCGGAGGUACAAGGAAUUCUCUAAAGGAAAGUCAAUCCAAUUAUGUCCUCACUGAAACCAAUUUAUUGAAAAAGCUAAGAAGUGUAACCACCUUACUUGUCAGCGGUGCAUGGCACAUUUCUGUAUUUUCUGAAGAAAAGAUGUACCUGAGAAGUUGAAACGAUCGAAGUUGUACAUGGAUGGCUACUGAUGAAAUACAAUCAAGAGUCCACUGCCAAAGAGUAUCAGUAUUCAAACAAGCAAAUGAAGGAUAUUCUGAUUGGCUAUUUUAUUUGUACUUCUCUCUCCAAUUUUUGUUAUGUGUAUCCUCCCUUAUGUGAGCUUUAAAAAUAUAUCAGCACCAAAUGAUGAAGCUCAAGAGAAACCUCAGAGAAAAAGAAGUAGGAUCUGACAUAAGCUGUUAGGAAUUCUAUGUUUCUUAUUGCUGAUUUGAAUCUUUCCAAUAACCUGGGUUUGUUUUAUUGUCUGGGUAUUUCUUGUAAUGAGAAAGUUAACAUCAAGAUCUCAAAAAUCUGGAUCAGCAAUAGCUCAAAAACCACGCUACCCACCUCAUCUUCCUCCUUCUGGGGGUGUAAAAUUGAUUCCAAGCUCUCAAAAUGUCUCCAAAUUCUCCAGAUCUCACUCCUAAAUCUAAUUUUAUUUAUUUUCCAUUUCAACCUA